Molecule: messenger RNA, 2266 nt
Organism: Prorocentrum cordatum
Lineage: Eukaryota; Dinophyceae; Prorocentrales; Prorocentraceae
Source: the annotation of a GenBank genome assembly
AUUACGCAGAGGGUUAUCACAUCUCCUGUCAAAGUACGGCUGGAGUCUGGACAAUGGGAGCGGUAUGGCGAACAGAGUCUUCAGGAAUGGAUCGCGCACUGCAGGUCCAACAAAUCACCCAUCAAUUCGCCGAGCAGUGGGCGUUUGCUGAUUGAGGACAGCAUUGAGCGAGACUUGGACUUUGGAAAGAAAGUCGAAAAAUACAUGGCUGAGUUUCGGCAGGGCGUCGUCGACCUGCCUCAUGAGUCAAAUCGUCUGACUGCAAACAUGCAGCAGCUGGAAGACUUGGUCGCGAUGUUCGAUACUGUUCAGCCAGUCGUGGCAAAAGUCCUGGAGGGCUGGACGCCGCCUCACAUCAUUGUGGUGGGGCUGGAGAACAGUGGGAAAUCUACUCUGUUGGAGCGCUUGUUGAAGCUACCAGUUUUUCCCCGUUCCCCCGACGUGUGCACUCGGAUGCCUAUUCGAGUACGGGUGCGCCGAGGAGGUUCGCAGGCUGUAGUUUUUCUUUCGGUUGUUGAGCGAGGAACGGGUGUAAAGAUCAAGGGCCCGAUCAGGUUAGCGCUAGGGUCCAGCGAGGACGUCUUGCGGCGCACGAUGGACGAAUUUGCCGAUGUGGCGGGUAUGGAAUUGGAGGUUACUGUCACCUCCCCUGUCUUGCCACCUGUAAACCUGAUUGACUUACCGGGUCUUGUUGCAUAUCCUCCUGAUGACCGCGAACGGACGAGGGCUCUCGUGCUUGAGUACAUUCGUCACUACAAGGCGAACUCUGUGUUCUUGUUAGUCGGGCCCGCCUUCGUACCACCGAAUCAGUCGGAGGCUUUCGCGAUGGUCAAGUCCGAAGAUAUAGAAGAUCGUUGCAUUGGCGUUUUGACAAUGAUGGACAGGCUUACUGAAAUUCUUCACUCCAGUACUGAGCGCCUGCUUCGGUGGUACUGCCACUGCAACGCUCACGCCUUACGGUUUCAUUGGGACAGCAAAUCCACCGACCCAACUCCAGGAAGGCGAGUCACCAAUGGUACGGUUGUGUCACCAGGAGCAACAUGAGAGGGGACAGCUUGAAAAAAUUGGGUUGCGUGGCCAUGGCGUAAGCGAAAUAUUAAACAGAAUUCGCGACGUGUAUCGACAGAACAUGGUUCGCGAUGUUGUCCCCAACACGAUUAGAUGCUUGUUGGACCAGCGCCAAGCACUGAAGGUAAAGCAUGCAGAGUUGGGGUUGCCGUCAGCAAGUGGUGAACUGACUGACGCGGCUAUUCAGUUUUUGUCUACCACAGUGCGCGACCGACUGUUCGUUUUGUCGGACAGAUUUCAUGAAGAGGCGAAGCGGCUGCAAUCAGCUCAGAUGGAACUCCUCCAAGGAAAUCUGAUGGAGCUCAUGCAGAAGCUGAGCGUAGCGACAGGGGACCAAUUUGACGACAGCGUGCUCAGUCUGUGUAAGAAGAGUGUAGACCAUCUGUCGACUGAGUUGGACACAUGCUUGGACGUCUUGCUGGGCGACAACGAACAGCCUCUGAGGUUGCAGCGGUUUCCAUCCAUAUUACGCGAUAUGAAAGAACUACUGAAACUUACGGUCGAGUCUUCAGACGAGUUGCCUCGGUACAUCGUGCUCUUCCGCUCUGGAGUUUCCCCGUUGUGCAGUGGCAGCAAUGUGUCUCCGUAUUCAGUUCUUUCUCGUGAAGGUCUCACGCAGCUGGCAAAACACCUAGCACAUCUGACGCACGGCAGCCCGCUUCCCACUGCGCACUCCCGUGGCGAUGACGUAACGAAAGUUGUGCGUCGUGAGUUGUUGGUGGAGACUUGCUACGCCUACCGCUCUGACCUCGAUGAGCAGCUCGCCCGACUUACGGAUGCCAUGCGCGCCAUGAUGAAAGUGUCGCUAGUAAGUGUCGGCGACAUGUGCUCAGCUGUAGGAUUCGACACCUUUGAGCAGAAGGUAAGUGACGUCUAUCACUUGGAGAUGACGCUGGUAUCCAGCACUUGGACCGACCACUUGGGGACCAAUGCUUUCUACGCAGAGGUCAUCAACACCAAGUGGGCCAAGUACUUCACGCUGGAGCUGCCAUGUCGGCACGACAGGACCUACCGCGUCGAGGAGGGGCAGGGUCGACACUUCCUCAGGUUUGCCGAGGGGCAAAGUGCGGACGGGCAAAGAGCGGACCAGCAAGAGAAGCGCAGAGCUCGUGACGAGGAGUACCUGGACAGGGAGAAGCAGCUCAGGCGGCAGGCCGUGGACCACGCCUGGAAGAAAUUCGCGCGGAAGGCAAUGGAG